Messenger RNA from Durusdinium trenchii, 2456 nucleotides. The record is from the annotation of a GenBank genome assembly. Lineage: Eukaryota; Dinophyceae; Suessiales; Symbiodiniaceae.
AGCGACAGUAGAGUUUGCUUGGCCCUGUCACACGUCGCCACCGCUGACCAGACGGCAUGGCCACUGGGUGCUGGUAUUUCUUGGUCAUUCUGACACGAACUGGCUUUGCGGGCACCUGCGAUGGUGACAGUUGCGAUCAAAGCUCUUUUAUUCAAAGAGCAGAUCGCUUGCGACACUUGGUAGCUGAAACAUGCUCUGUUGGCGACCAUGUUCAAUGUCCCGGCUCAGACGGGGUGGGUUGUGCUGGGAACCAAUGUUGUCCUGGCCAGCCUUCCUUUCCAUGUCCAUCUGCUUCGCCAGAGUUUCAUGGCUGUGGAUCACCCGACAAGAAGUCUGAUUGCCUAGCACCUUCAACUUCUCCUUCACCUACACCGCCGCCGACGCCAGCGACGACCACACCACCACCUUCACCAACAACUCUGCCACCGACAACACCAUCUCCACCGCCGACACCUGAAACGUGCUCUGUUGGCGACCAUGUUCAAUGUCCCGGCUCAGACGGGGUGGGUUGUGCUGGGAACCAAUGUUGUCCUGGCCAGCCUUCCUUUCCAUGUCCAUCUGCUUCGCCAGAGUUUCAUGGCUGUGGAUCACCCGACAAGAAGUCUGAUUGCCUAGCACCUUCAACUUCUCCUUCACCUACACCGCCGCCGACGCCAGCGACGACCACACCACCACCUUCACCAACAACUCUGCCACCGACAACACCAUCUCCACCGCCGACACCUGAAACGUGCUCUGUUGGCGACCAUGUUCAAUGUCCCGGCUCAGACGGGGUGGGUUGUGCUGGGAACCAAUGUUGUCCUGGCCAGCCUUCCUUUCCAUGUCCAUCUGCUUCGCCAGAGUUUCAUGGCUGUGGAUCACCCGACAAGAAGUCUGAUUGCCUAGCACCUUCACCUUCUCCUUCACCUACACCGCCGCCGACGCCAGCGACGACCACACCACCACCUUCUCCCACUCCCUCUCCCAGUCCAGAUGAUGGUAUGAUUACGAUGCAUUUCGUCAACCGGGAAUGGGCGGACGGCGUGAUUUUCUGUAUUGGAGAUUCCAGCGAUCUCAGUGGCGUCUACCUGGAUGAGGCUGAAACGAAGACUGUUUCGGGCUCCUCGAUCGACUGCACGAAUCCGGAGUCUGCGCCAGCAAAGACCUGGGGAGCCGGUGUUCAGCAGGCUCCACCAUUGCCACCGAAGACAACCUUGUGCAUGGGUUUGAAGCAAUCUGAGACGAUCGAUUUGUAUCUCCCGGACAGUUCCAACUGGCCUUCAGGGACUUGCUGGUUCCAAGAUGCGGACUCCAACCAGAAGCAAUCGCUGUCAGCGGGACCUCAGUACCAAAGCCAAGUGGAGUUCACCAUCACGAACGUUGUAUCCUGGGACUUAACUUCGGUUGAAGGUGUCUCAGGUGGCAUCACCAUGAACUAUACGGAUGCCGACGAUGACGAAACCGAUGUGGUGGCGAUUCCAGCCAAGUUCGAAGGCGAUCGUCUGAGCAUCACACCGGCCCCUGGUGCUGGAUUCCCCACAGUUCUCGCCGACAAGCAUCGAUAUGGACCAUGCACCUGCACAUCCUAUUCACCAACUGAUCCAAACUGCAACAACGACGCUUGUUUCACUGGUUGUCCUGGAUCUUUGGCUAACAAUCCUUGUGGUCAGCAUCGUUGCCGGCAGUGGUACGCAGAGAGCUACGAGAGUGAUGAAAGCUACUGCGGAUGGUUAAGCUCAAACAAGGCACAGACCUACUGCUGGGCGAUGGAUGAGUGGACAUGUAACGAUCCAUCCUGCGGCUACGGCGCAGCUGACCAGCCCAAUCAAGCCGCUUGGACGGAUCGGCCGAUGUUCGCCAUGUGCCGACGUGCUGUGCUGCCUCACUGUGCGGUAUUUUUCAGUCGGUACAGACUGUGCCGUGCCGCACUGUGCGCCUGAGGACUGUGUGGACGUCCUGGACAACCCCAAUGUCGGAGAGCGAGCAAACGUCUACAGCUGCGGGAAGGAUAAAGACCAACCCUCGAACGUGGAAGGUGUCUUGUGGUGGACCACUGGCGUGGGAUGCAAGGAUAAGGAGGUGAAUGGUGUGCCCACCAACCCUCAGAUUCCUCGCAACGGCGGACAGAUCGACAUCAGCUUUGAGAAUUUGGCAUGGUUACAUGAAGCUUGAAAGGAAAACGCUUAGCAUAGCUGAAGCUUAACAUGGGAUCACUCAGUUUUCUGAUCAUCCCAGCAUUUUUGAGCGUUUCUCCACACAAGAUGGAGCAAACAGCUUUGACAUUUGUCGCCACUGCUUGUGGUGCGCCAAGCUCAGGUGGGCGGGUCGGUUGUGACGGAUGUCUACGGAUGUUUGCUGUCACAAGUCCAACCAGUGACACAGACUGUGAGUUGUUUUGGCAUAAUGUAAGGACAAGCACUGUUGAUGGCUAGAGUUGGGAAGUGGUUCCUCUUGGGAUAUGGUUUCCUUUUAAGUGC